Messenger RNA from Anopheles funestus (African malaria mosquito), 1493 nucleotides. Its product is annotated as probable endochitinase. The record is from RefSeq and is a predicted model, not a curated record. Gene Ontology annotation, molecular function: chitin binding. The transcript has 2 exons. Gene Ontology annotation, cellular component: extracellular region. NCBI's taxonomy places the organism in Eukaryota, Metazoa, Arthropoda, Insecta, Diptera, Culicidae. Bases 530 to 1294 code for a protein of 254 amino acids.
CGGCAGAACACAUGAUAACAAUUCUUGGGAGUUUCCCCUUUGGCGCCCACAUUCUUUGUUGUUGAAGCUAUCAAUGGAUUUCCACAGAUCUACAACGUAUCUGUCAUACGCGUAACGCAUCGCCACUUAUCAGCCUGUGUUCCACUGGUGUUCUUUUCGAUGAAACUGUUGGAUAGCAUACCGAUAGCAUUCGGAGACAUUCGGGGUUUUUUCCUUUGUAUUACUAAUGAACAUGAUGCGAUCGGGUGUCAAAUCUGGAACAAUCAUUUCCUACCUGUCCAAACGGUUACUCAUCUACGCAUUCGAUGGAAGACAUUCUAACAUGAUAAAAUGCUUGUACACCUGCCACCUGGAACAGCUGAUAGUUCGGGUGGAACAGCGAAGCGAUACGUUAUCAGUUUGAUAUGCGUUCUUUAAAAAAUAUCGCGCAAAUGCUAGCAGCCGUUAAAAGAAACUCGUUUUCGCUAUAUAUAUAUCGUUUUGGAUCGAGUAAGUAACAUACGUACCAGUGCCAGAGAAGUCAACCAAUAUGCAACGCUUUCUAAUUAUUGCGGCUUUAAUUGCCGCUGCGAGCGCUCAGCUCUGCAGAAAUACCGGCGAGUUGGUGCCGAACCCGAUGAACUGCAAGCAGUUCUUCAUGUGCCGUACGGGUCGUACCAUUCUCUUCACCUGCCCGGACAAUACACUGUUUAAUCCGCGCACGCUGGCCUGUGACUCCACGAACAAGGUACGCUGCGAGCCCGGCAACCUCCCGACGAACAUUCUGACCUCCUCCCUGAAGGCGGAACCGUCUCGUAUCGAGCAUACCGUUACGGCUUGCAUCAAUCAGCCCGUCUCGAUGCUGCUGCCUAACACUGCCGAUUGUAGCCGCUUCUACCAGUGCUCGAUUACGGGCGCCAUCAACUUCCUCUGUCCGGCCGGUACUCUGUUCGAUGCUCGUCGCAAGGUGUGCGUUGAACGUGAAGCAGCCGUUUGCGGUACCGUUGCCCUCCCGAACCCACCACUGCUGCCCCAACAACCGAUCCUGCCACCGUCCCUUCCGAUUGUGCCACCAUCCCUUCCGAUCUUGCCACCGUCCCUGCCGAUCGUACCUCAACCUCCAAGCAACCUGAACAGCCUGCAGAUGCUGUGCCGUGGAAAGCCUCUCGGAGCGAAGGUCCGUAAUCCGGUCGACUGCGCGGAGUAUGUCACCUGCAUUGGCACCACCACCCUGCGCUACACUAGAUGUCCGAUCGGAACUGCCUUCGACGAUAUGGCCAAGAUCUGCAACUGGGUUCAGAACGUCAAGUGCUAAAUGGUAGUGCCUCUUUAGUAAGUCAGCCUUUAGAUAUUCCCCGCUAAGGAUGUUGGCAAUUAAAAUGUGGGGAAUCUAUAUAAAACUGGUCGGUUUUUUGUUCUUGCUGUAAAAUAUGGACGAAAUAAAUGUUCUAAUAUUUGUUAUGCAAACAACAACGGUAUGAAAAAAAUAAUAAUAUUACAAACAAACAUGUAGG